Messenger RNA from Aspergillus melleus, 939 nucleotides. RefSeq lists its product as uncharacterized. Gene Ontology annotation, cellular component: cytoplasm. The record is from RefSeq and is a predicted model, not a curated record. Bases 1 to 939 code for a protein of 312 amino acids. Gene Ontology annotation, molecular function: ornithine decarboxylase activity. The transcript has a single exon. Lineage: Eukaryota; Fungi; Ascomycota; Eurotiomycetes; Eurotiales; Aspergillaceae.
AUGUUCCUUAUUACUUCGCGCGAAGGAAUUAAAUCUGAACGUUACAGGCAUCAGCUUCCAUGUCGGUACGUCUCCUUCCUAUUCCUCCUUGAUCCCAACCUCUCCCGAGCAAUUAGUAAUGAUCACACAGGAUCCGGCGCAAUCAAUGCCUCUGCUUUUACUCAAGCCAUCAAAAAUGCAAAGGCCGUCUUCUGUCAAGCUGCCAACCUCGGAUUCCAAAUGACCCUGCUUGAUAUCGGAGGUGGCUUCCAGGACGGCAACUUCGAGCGGAUCGCAUCCUCUGUGCACCAGACUCUCUGCGAAGAAAUUCCCUCUCACAUCCGCGUCAUCGCUGAGCCAGGUCGCUACUAUGCACGCAGUGCAUACACGCUUGCUUGUAAGGUGAUAUCGCGACGUCGGCAGAUCGGCGAUCCCCGCAAAACUGGCCCUGAUAUGCUGUACCAGAAUGACGGCGUUUACGGGUGCUUUAUGAAUGUAAUAGUGGAGAAAGAAAUCAUGUGUCCCAGUCUAGUCACGUCGUAUGCUCAUUCACACGGCGAGAAUGCAAAGCGACAGCAAGGAGAACAUCGAUACUCCAUCUGGGGUCCGACAUGCGACAGCACGGACUGCGUGGUAAGGGACGCAGCGUUGGAGUCGGAGGUAAAAGUCGGUGACUGGCUGAAAUACAAGAACAUGGGUGGUAAGUUUUCUUCGCAACACCGUCCUCUUUUCUUGCUUCCAAAGCAAGCUCAAUGGCUGAUCAUUGCAGCAUACACCGCCUCAACAGCAACCCAAUUCAACGGAUUUUCGAGCGAUCGUGCCGUGAUUUACAUCGACAGCGAGUCCGAGAACGGCGCAAUGAAGACGGGAAUCCCGUGGGACCUUUACGUUUAUCAGCAGACUGAAAUGGCAAAUGUCGCAACACCGCUGAAGCAAGGGCUGUAUCAGGCGAGUUGCUGA